Molecule: messenger RNA, 2967 nt
Organism: Colletotrichum karsti
Lineage: Eukaryota; Fungi; Ascomycota; Sordariomycetes; Glomerellales; Glomerellaceae
Product: eukaryotic membrane protein family
Exons: 4
Coding region: 1-2967 (988 amino acids)
Biological process (GO): maintenance of protein localization in endoplasmic reticulum
Cellular component (GO): endoplasmic reticulum membrane
Source: RefSeq, a predicted model, not a curated record
AUGUCUCGUGAGCCGGUCGAGGCCUUCCCGGCCAUGCCAGCAUUCCCUCCCGAGGGCAAAGCUUUCGACGACAGUGCAAUAAACCCGAAAAGCGACAUCAAAGUCUCCCACAUUCCUAUGCCGCCGCUGCCCACCGUUUCCUCGAGCGCACCGCCUACAUCGACCCUCCCUACCAUCCCCGGCGGUCACUCCGAUGAAGAACAAUCUUCCGAUGGCUCCUCGACGCACAGCAAGCCCGAACGGCAGGAAUCAUCCAACUCGUCGUCCACAUCCGAGCCGGCGACAUCUUCGAACACAAAGGAGACCGAUCCGAAAGAAGAUGCCACACAAAAGACGAGAGCAAGGACUGGAUCCAGUUCUGCAUCCAAAUCUCAGAGCCACGAUCAUGUUAGGAGGUUAUCGGCGGCAGGGAUACAGCAACUGCAGGCGCCCGAAGCUCUACCCAUCGCCGUUGUCCUGGACGGCGCAGCCAACGACCAAGAUCGACCGGUUCAGAUUGCGGAGCAGCUGCAAGCUAUCCGACAGUCGAUUCUCAGCCAGCCGAAUUCUCUGCGGUCGAAUGGGCCUGUCACAGACGGAGGAAGUAGAUCGCGACAACACGAUGAAUGGCGCCGACCGACCUCUGGAAGAACACUCUCCACGCCGCCGACGAACCGGCGGCAAUCUCAGUCUCAAACGACAUCGCCCCGCCGGAAUUCCUUCUACACCGUUGCCAGGCCACCACCGUUAAAUCUCGAGGCCGCCACUCACUUCAACGCCGUGAGCCCCCUGCCGCCGACUCAGAGCAAACUGCCGCAAAUCCAAGUGCCGCCGCCGUCGUUGCAGCAGCCGAAAACAACGAGAAAUGACCCCAUUCCGCCGUCGCCUCUCCCUCCUUCGAUACCCCUCCCACCCAUGUCCAUACCAACGCACCUGCAGCUGGAACUGGCAGCUCAACGGCCGAGUCCUUUGUACAUACACCAUUCACAUACCAACGAUAUUCCAUACGAGUCGUACGCCGUUAAGUGGGAAAGGCUGAAAAACGUCCUCAUGCUCCCGACCUUUCUCGAGCGGACACUGUACUUUGGGGCGCUGGCGUGUCUCGAUGCCUGGCUUUACAACUUUACCAUCUUGCCGAUGAGGUUUUGCAUUGCGUUGAGCGUGCUGGUCAAAUGGUGGGGCUAUCUCGCUGCCAAAGAGGCUCGUUGGAUGAUCGGCUUCGUCUGGUACGGACUGGGUAGAGUAUGGGCAAGAGCCCGGCGGCCAAGGUCCAGGGCUAUGUCGUCCGCCCAACACGAGAAUCCCGACCACCUCGUCAGUCGGGAUAGGAGCCAGAGCCGACCUGCGGAAAGGAGAAUACCCAUGGAAACUGUGGACGUGCGGCCUCCUGGCGAUGUCCCUCCCGUACGUGUUGAUUCGGACGUCAAGACAAAUGGAGGCAACGUGAUAGAGCAGGAGGUCAAGAUGAAUGGUAACGGACACGGAGUCACUUAUAAGUCGAUACCUUCAAACCUGUCUUCGUUCCACAAGGCCGAUUUACUGCAGGGUGCUGUUAUCUUGUGCAGCUCGCUGUUUCUCAUGAAGUUGGACGCCAGUCGUAUGUACCACUUUAUUCGAGCUCAGGAUGGAAUCAAGCUCUAUGUUAUCUACAACGUUCUCGAGGUCGGCGAUCGUCUUCUCUCCGCCCUCGGACAGGAUAUCUUCGAGUGUCUCUUCAGCUCCGAAACUUUGUCUCGAAACAGUUCCGGACGGUCAAAGGUGCUGCUGCCCAUGGGCAUGUUCGCACUUGCUCUCGCCUACAACGUUAUUCAUUCCGUCUCCUUGUACUACCAGGUCAUCACGCUCAACGUGGCCGUGAACUCGUACUCCAAUGCUCUCCUGACUCUGAUGAUUUCGAAUCAGUUCGUCGAGAUCAAGAGUACCGUCUUCAAGCGCUUCGAGAAGGACAAUCUAUUUCAACUGACCUGUGCGGACAUUGUCGAGCGUUUUCAGCUAUGGAUCAUGUUGCUGAUUAUCGGCAUGCGUAACAUCGUCGAAGUCGGUGGUCUUUCUGUACCUGGCGCCGGAUCCGAGAGCGGCAGCGACAUGGGCGGUGGCUCUAUGCCUCUCCACAGCCCUUCAAUCCUGCCUUUCAGUUUCACGGUCCUGCCGUCCUGGGUCUGGUCCGGCGAGGUUUUGUCUCCUUUCCUCAUCGUCAUCGGUAGCGAGAUGCUUGUAGACACCAUCAAACAUGCCUACGUCAACAAGUUCAACAACAUCAAGCCAACAUUCUACAGCCGUAUCCUUGAUAUCCUGUGCAAGGACUACUACACAAAUGCAUUCGUCACACCAUCCUUGACUCGACGACUCGGCCUUGCCGUCAUCCCCCUUUCGUGUCUCUUCAUCCGCGCUUCAGUGCAGACAUACCACAUGUUUCUCUCGACUCGUAUUCCCACACCGCUCCCGGAAUCAACGCAGACGUCUCUUUCCGUCGAGUCUGCCACGCCGUCUUCGCCGGUCAUGGUAGCCGCCCUCGACCGCCUCGAUACCCUUCUUCGCGAUGCGCUCGGCCGCGCAGUCUACGGCUACCCCCACGGGUCCCCUACGUUCAAGGCGCGGUCGUGGUGGUCCUGGACAAGCGACGACGUCAUUGCAGCCGUCACGAUGAUCGUUGUCUUCUUCAUCGCCUUCCUCGUCUUGCUCAUCAUCAAGCUGCUGCUGGGCAUGGUCCUUUUGCGGUACUCGCGCAACCGAUACGCCAAGAUGAAGCGUAAGGAGCACUUGGUGGCGAUGGGGCAGGAGGAGCGUGAGUCUUACGACGCCAAGGGGAAGCGUGUUGGCGGGUACGGGCAGAUUGAAGUCACGGAGGACAGACGGAGAUGGAUUCACGCAGACGACAAGGAGGGGCUGAAAGGUGGUAAAGGGCGCGUGCAAAAGCAGGAAAAGCCGCCAGAGGGUGAUUACAACGGCGUCUACCGGUAUGAAAUGGUUGCGAAGAGGAUCUGGUAG